Molecule: messenger RNA, 1902 nt
Organism: Lucilia cuprina (Australian sheep blowfly)
Lineage: Eukaryota; Metazoa; Arthropoda; Insecta; Diptera; Calliphoridae
Gene: Gr77a
Product: putative gustatory receptor 77a
Exons: 1
Coding region: 584-1858 (424 amino acids)
Biological process (GO): sensory perception of taste
Cellular component (GO): membrane
Source: RefSeq, a predicted model, not a curated record
AUUACCCCUUAAUUUAGUUCAUAUAAAUAUUUAAACUCUCUAUUAUUAUUGUAAAACUAACAGUUAUAUUAAUAUCAAACAUUCUUAAUCAGAUUAAACAGCUCUUUUAACAACAGCCAUUAAAUCCGUUUAUAACAAAGUGAGCAACAAAACAUUUGAAAAUUGUUAAAAGCGGGAGGCAACUAGUGGAAGUAAUUAACAAGCAACAAUUACGAAAUUAAAUGUUAAAAAAGUAUAAAACAACAAUUGAACACACCAACACCCACACACAAAUUCAUAAAUACAUUUAUAAAUUAAAUUGUUAUUAAAUGAAGAAAAAAUUGUAAUAAUUAAUUGUUUAUAUUUGUAGUAGUUAAACUACUAUAUUUAUUCAUAAACAUUUACUCAAACAUACGUUAGAUUGACGAAAACUGGGCACUUAAGCACGUUUGUUUGAGUGAUAAACAGGAAGCCGGAAGGAGGUGGAAGAACGAAUGUCACAACGCAAAAAUGUUAAAAAGGAGAAAAAACGCAUUAAUAAAACCUUUAAUUAAGACAAACUGCCUUCGCCUGGCAGUUUACUUCAAUAAACCAACAUUAUAACAUGACAGUUUUCAUUUUCCGAAAGGAUUUUAAUUUUACAACGAAAUUAUUUCUGGCGAUUAUUUAUGGCAUCUAUUUUGUCAGUCGAUUUCUUGGCAUUGCCUGUUUCUCCUACGAUUGCCAGCGACAGUGUGUUAAGGAAUCUUGGCAAACACGUCUUUAUAGUGGUUGUGUGCUUGUUUUUGUUCUGGCCUUUAUGCCCUUCUCCAUACACAUCCUGUAUACAGAAAUGACAUUUUUACGACAAAAUCUACUGCUCUCCUAUGUGGGUUAUAUACGUUAUGGCAUGGUGCUGCUCUGUGCACUGGCCACUCUCUAUAUGCAGCUGCAUAAUCGUAAGGCCAUCAUGGAUUGUGUCAACAGGAUGUUGAAAUCAAGAAAUAUUCUACAAAUGAAUAUUAACAACGAUAAUCGUUCGCACAAACGUGUUAUUUGGUGUAUUAUGGCGAAAUGUUUAACAAUCUUGUUGCAAUUUUUGUGGAUUAUAUUCUUAAUCCUUAAUGAUAAGGCUAGCAAACGUUUCUGGUAUCUGCUCACCCUGCUGUAUGUCCAAUAUUGUCAAUUGAUUCUGAUGACUACCUUAAAUUCACUCUACUAUGGCAACUGGGUGAUUGCCUUAAUCACUCAGGAACUAAAUCACAAAUUAUUGGAUAUUUUAAAGCAAUUAAAAUUCGUAACAUAUCAUCGUACGGGCUAUCACAAAUAUCGCUAUCAAUAUUUGUGCCAUCAACUGGAGCAGGUGCUGCAGCAACACUGGCAAGUAUACAAGUUGAGUGGUAUCUUUAUGCGUCUCUACAGUUGGCAAAUUGUUUCUUUCCUGACAUUUGUCAUUAUCGAGUGUUUAACACAAAUAUUUAUUAUGUAUUUUGUGGCUGUUGAUAUUUUAUUGGGAAACCAUGAUUUACGUCACGGUACGGCUGGAACUGUUGCAUCUGUUCGCCGUUGUCAUAAGGACGGUAUAGAUGUGUUGAACCAUAAGGAAGAGAGUAAAACUGCUGCUAUUGUUAUCAAUCCUUAUGGUAUGUUAUAUGUAUUUGGCAUCAUCUGGGACAUGUUUUUAAUAAUACUGAUGAUUGAUGAAAUGCGUUCAAGCUUUAUAAAAACACGUUUCAUCCUUUCGAGUGGUGUGUGGGUGAAGUCGCUACUAUCGACAGCGAAUCAGUUGUUGGAUAAAUGUGUAAGUGUAAUUUGUUUUUGUUUGGCUUGUCUGUUGACAUUUCGUAAACGUUUGCGUCGAUGGUGGAUUGGUAAAGAAGUAACAAUAAACUUGAUGUAAACUAGAAGUAACUAAAAAUGCUUAACUAAAGAACUAAAGUAAAA